CCGUCGCUCAGAGCCGCCGCCGCCGCCAUGGCCCGAUCCUGGCUCGUGGGGUUGUUCCUGGGGUUGUUGUUGGUCCGGGGCCCCCCCGGGGGGGAAGGGGGGACCCCCGGGGGUCGCCGUGACGACGAAGAGCGUCCCCAUCACCGUGGCGACGAAGGGCGUCCCCGUUGCCAUGGCGACGAAGGGCAUCCCCGUCACCAUGGCGACGGGGGAGGGGGACCCCGGGUUGGUUGUGGCGGAGGGGAGGGCGAUCAGGGCGGCGACGGUCGCCAUGGCGACGAGGAAGAGCAUCAUCAUCAUCAUCAUGACGAUGGGGAUCCCCACGGCCAUCGCCAUGGUGACGGGGAACCCCCUCACCAUCAUCUUCAUCACCUUGACGAUGGCCGUGGCGACGAGGAAGCCCACCACCGCCAUCAUCAUCAUCAUCAUCGUCACCACGACCCCGCCGGCCAUCGCCACGGCGACGAGGAAGGCCCCGCCAACGAGGAGGAGGAAGGUCACCGGCCCCGUGGCCGUGAUGACGAUGAUGAUGAUGAAGGUCACUGGCCCCAUCACCGUGACGACGGCGAAGGUCACGCUGAGGACCCCCGCCAUCGCCACGGCGACGAAGGCCGUCGCCAUGGCGACCACCCCCACGGCCUUGGUGACCCCCCCAGCUCCGAAGAGGAGGAUGAGGAUGAUGAUGAUGAUGAUGAGGAGGAAGAGGAUGGUGACGAGAAUAGCUCUGAGGAGGAUGAAGGGAGCGAGGAGGAGGAGGAGGAGGAGGAAGAGGAUGAGGCCGAAGGGCGAUACCAGCCUGGCUCCAUCUGCCGCUACUGCACCUUCUGCAAGCACUGCCAGGUCUGCGCCCGCUGUCCCUGCGCCGAGGGUGACACCGGUGACCACUGUCCCCACUGCCAGGGGUGCCAGUUCUGCUACCUGUGUCCCCUGCUGUGUGACACGGCCUGCCAGCCCGGGAGCCUCGUGGAUGAGCUCUCGGGGGCUUUGCUCCAGUCGCUCGCGAGCUUCUUUGAGGCACCAGAGGCCUGAGUGGAUUUUGGGGGGGGGGCCUGGGGGGGGCCCCCCCUUUGCUGCGCACCCCCCACCUCCCCCCCCCCCACCCUUGUGCCCCCCCGAGGGGGGGGGGUUGGAAAUAAAAGGCCUGAAAUGCU
Molecule: messenger RNA, 1151 nt
Organism: Phalacrocorax carbo (great cormorant)
Lineage: Eukaryota; Metazoa; Chordata; Aves; Suliformes; Phalacrocoracidae
Source: RefSeq, a predicted model, not a curated record